GCCUGUGAAGAGGCUCUACUUCGUCUGUGCGUCUAAGCACGUCAUGGGUUGCCCGGCAAGAAAGAUUGAGGAUCGAGUGGCUGGCGAGGCCCGUCACCCGCGCCGGCUCAAGCUGACAGGCAGCGUUGGAAAAAAUGCAGCCGUGGGGAAAACCACAACUGCCGCAACAGAUGCAGCUACAACCAGAGCCAGAGCUACAGCUGCAGCUGCUUCCGAAGCUGCAGCUACAACCGGAGUGGCUGUAGCAGGACGUGCAGAAGAAGUCGACACGGCGUCGGACAGGACAGAGAUGCGUGUGGUGGUGCGAGUGGCAUAUUUUGGCUCGCACAACCACCCACCGCCCGUGUUGGAAGCUUCUAAAGCUCUUCUCUCUGGUCCUUCUGCCAUCAGCCUCCUUCCCACAUUAACUUGCCCCUCUGCCGCUACAGCCUCCAUCUCUGCUACAACCUGCACUCCCGCUACAACCUGUGCUCCCGCUGCAACCUGCGCUCCCGCAACGAACAGCCUUUCCACCCCAACUUCUCCUGCCUUCCUGCCGCCUCUUCCCCUUUCCUUUGCUCCUUUGCCUGCCCCCGCUUCCGCCCCUCUGGCUGUUGACGCACCCCAAGCGGCGUGCUUCCAGACUUCCCACUCUCCGUUGGGGUCCAUCCCCGUGGAGCCAACGCACGGGUAUCCCGCCGCACCCUCCUGUGAUUCUCCUGCUUCGCUGGAUUCUGCUCCUGCCGCGCUGGCUUCUGCUCCUGCCGCAGCAGCUGACCACGCCACCUAUGCUCCUGCCGCGACAAGCCCCCCGUACAGCAGCCAAGCCUCCUCCCCCCUGCUCCAUCGCCUUUCUCCUCUCCCUCCUCUCUCCACUACUCACCCCCCUCCUCUCCCUCCUCUUGCUCCGUCCUUCGCACAUUCUUCUGACAUCACCAACAGCAACAGCAACAUCAACAGCAGGUGCGUUGUCAUAAGCCAGUUGCCAGUGGCGGCAGCAGCAUCGGCAGUGGCAGCACCAGCAACAGCAAAAGGAAACGCCUGUGCUGACAGCCCAAGGCUGGGCGUGCUGGAACCACAUCCACUGCAACAGCAGCAGCAGCAGUACCAACAGCAGCAGCAGCAGCAGCAGCAGCAGCAGCAGCAGCAGCAGCAGCAACAGCAGCAUCAGCAGCAGCAGCAGCAGCAGCAGCAGCAGCAGCAGCAGCAGCAGCAGCAGCAGCAGCAGCAGCAGCAGCAGCAGCAGCAGCAGCAGCAGCAGCAUCAGGAUCAGCAGUAUCAGCAGUGUCAGCAGCAUCAGCAGCAUCAGCAGAAGCAGCAUCAGCAGCAUCAGCAGCAGCAGCAUCAGCAGCAUCAGCAGCAUCAGCAGCAGCAGCAUCAGCAGCAUCAGCAGCAUCAGCAUCGGCAGCAUCAGCAGCAUCAGCAUCAGCAGCAUCAGCAGCAGCAGCAUCAGCAGCAUCAGCAGCAGCAGCAUCAGCAGCAUCAUCAGCAGCAUCAGGAGCAGCCCCAGCAACAAUACCAGCACCAGCAUCAUCAGCACUUGCAGCGGCAGGUGCCUGCAUCUCUUCUUUGCAGCGAGCAACUACCAAUGCACAUGACUGGAUUUGCUCCCAAUGUCACCGCUCACGCUGCAGACCUUACAACUCACUCACCUGACAUAACCGCUCAUGCUACUGACGUUACAACUCAUUCACCUGACGUGACCGCUCAUGCUACUGACGUUACAACUCAUUCUCCUGAUGUAACCGCUCAUACAGCUGACCUUACGACUCCUUCCCCUGACUUAACUGCUCACUCUGCUGACAUUACAACUCAUUCUCCUGAUGUAGCCGCUCGCGCUGCUGGCGUUACAACUCUUUCUCCUGAUGUAGCAGCUCGCGCUGCUGGCGUUACAACUCAUUCUCCUGAUGUAACCGCUCACGCUGCUAACCCUGCUCCUACCUCUCAGGGGAGUGACGUUCAACCUCCUGUGGUCCCAACUUUGCAGCGAAGCAACACGUUGCUAUGGCCAGCUGAUGGUGUUGCCAUGUCAGCACGUGAUGGCAUCGCCACGUCAGCUUGCAAUGGUGCUGCCACAUCGGCAUGUGUAGCCACUGCAACAAAUUGCGUUGCCGUGUCAGCAUGUUGUGCCGAGGCUGGCCAAUAUGGGGCCGGCCAACAAGGGGCCGGCCAACAAGAGAUGGAGUAUGGGCAGAGGUCAGCAUCUACUCAAUCUCAGGAGAAACCGAGUCAAGGGGUGCAGGAGUACCAACUGCCUUCGUUCAAAGCGUACUUGCAGCAGUGCUACCAGCCGCCACAACAGCAACUGCAGCAGCAAACUGGCUGCUUGGUGGGUGGUGGGGGAAGCAGCAACGGCCGUACCAUCAGCUGCCGAGGCUAUACAGUGGAGUUUGACACGGAACAGUGCAGCCUGUUUUCUGUACCCCCUAUAAGCAGGUUUGACAGUAGCAGUGCUUGCGGCACCAACACCAGCAAGAUGCAGUCUGAUGGUAGGAGCAGCAGGCUCUCGACUUACUGUAGCAGCACCAGCAGCAGUCUCCCUCAACUGUGCAAUCGACUCUGCACUGACAAUGGUGUCAUUAUCAACAGCCGCACGAUUGGCCCUAUUAACCGGGUAAACCGUAUUAACAAGAUUAAUGGGGUUAAUUGGACUGACCAGAGCCACCCUACGGACCCUAUAGACGGGCACAACAGCAUGGUGAGCAGUGGCAGCAGCAUGAGCAUCGUAAGUAACAUAAGCAGCAUCAAUGGCUGCUUCAUGGAUCCAUGGCCGGAUACCUACACAGCAGCCAUCGGACAGCACCUGGAAGCUCCCUCUGCUGCUGGUGUGUGCCUAGAUGACCUGUACUUGGUACCAGAUGACGUCACCAAGGUCCCGGGCGGCAUCGGCAACAUGAGGGAGUGCCAAGUCAUCAUAGGGUUUGGAGAUUCAGAUCUGAUGCACUUGUUUGCUGCGCAUGGCUGCGAUGACAUGGAUCUUGUACUGUUUGAUUGCUCAUGCUAGGUGUUGCUUCAAAGCGGUGUAAAACUGUCGUGACGAUACUAUGUUAGUAAUCUUUUG
Messenger RNA from Closterium sp. NIES-67, 3040 nucleotides. NCBI's taxonomy places the organism in Eukaryota, Viridiplantae, Streptophyta, Zygnematophyceae, Desmidiales, Closteriaceae. The record is from the annotation of a GenBank genome assembly.